Molecule: messenger RNA, 5309 nt
Organism: Psammomys obesus (fat sand rat)
Lineage: Eukaryota; Metazoa; Chordata; Mammalia; Rodentia; Muridae
Gene: Ccdc180
Product: coiled-coil domain containing 180
Source: RefSeq, a predicted model, not a curated record
UGCUGGCGUCUAGGUGAGAUCUGUGCUUCAGUUUUCCCGGGUGUCUGGGAUCUAGUGUUGUCUUUUGGCCGGAGGCCCCAGCACGAGUCUGCAGAGCCAUCGUCAGUUUUCAGCCUCAGAGCGGAAACUGAGACCAAGCCCCAGCCGCGUUUCCAGAACGAAGGGCAAUCGCGCCAGCAGCUAAGAUGUCGCGAGUGGGGAAGGUGUAUCAGGUACAGGAUGGCAAAGUCUACCAGCAGAUCUUCGAGGCUGAGGUGCAGCUGGUUCAGUCUCUGGCAGCCACCAGGAAGCGGGCUGCAGAGCAUUUUGGGAAUGCAAAGAAUGUCAAGGCACCCAUGAUGAAGAAGGUGGUGUUAGAAGAAGGGGAGACAAUCACCCCUCGGCAGAGGAAGUGGGUGCGUAGCCUCCCCAACGACUGGAUCACAGAAAACCCAGUUCUCUAUAGGGAACAGAAAGAAGCCAUGAAGGAAAAGAUGCGUGAGACUGAGAACAUGAUCGCUGCCAAAGAGGUGCAGGGUCUUGUUGGCAACAUGGUUUCCAAGAAGAACAGCACCCUCACCUUCAACAGGCUAGAAGAAUACAAGAAGAGAAACUACGUGAAUGCACUGGCGAGAUUUCAGGAGGAACUAGAGCAGAUUGGGGUGGAGAUGGAACCCCUCAUCCUGGAGAAAGGGGAGACCCUUUUGAAAAAGAUGUUCCAGUCUGAUGAGGAUAUUGAUCAGCUCUUCAAGAAAGUCGAAAACGAACUGGACCUGGCCAACUACACGAUUGAAACCCUGUCGGAGCUGUGGGAGAACGUGGCUGAGAAAUUCAGGCAACAGAAGCAGGAGAUUAAGGAGCUAGAUCAAGAGCUGUUGGCACUGGAGGUUUCUCGAGCCGACAAGCUAAAGGAAGUGCUGAAGAGAUACGUUGACAUCAUAGAGAAAACCGCCUUCCUCCUGCAGCCUGAUGUAUACAGGCUGAUAGAUAAAGAAGCCAUGGCCAUGAACCAGGCUCUACUAGGCAAUCGGAGGGCCAUCGCCCAGCUGUUGAUCAACCUGACUGAGGUCACCCUACAGCAGGAGGUUGACAACCGCCGUCGCUGGCAGGGCGUGAUGGACACCUGGAAGGCUCUCAAGCAGGAGGCCCUGUUCCAGAGCUUCAUCGAGUUCAUGGCUAGUGACAAUAUCCUGGAGCCCCCAUCUGUGCGGAAGGAGCUGGAAGAAAUGCUGAAGAACCAGCAAGUCCUUCAGGAAGUGAGGUUGGAUCAUCUCUGCACCAUCUGUAACCUCCUCCCCCCCAACUAUAGCAAAAAACAGGUGACUGAGUGGUUUGACUCUCUCACUUCCCUGAACAAGCAGCUUGACACCUACCACAUGGACUGCAUGGCGCUGGUACGCUUCCUGUACGAGAAAACUUGGCAAGAGUGCCUGACCCAUGUGCAGGACUGCAAGAAGCAGCUGCUGGACUGGAAAGCUUUCUCUGAAGCAGAGGCAGAGAACCUGGUGAACCCAACCUUCUUCCUGAUGGUGGGGGAAUUCCAGAGCAAGGUGGAGAAGCAGCUGGAGCUCCUGGAUAACUCCUUUGAGGCCUUGGCCAAGCAGACAGAAUUGCAGAGCUCAGACAUCUUCAGGUACUUCCAGGAGGCAGUGCGGCUGUGGGAGGGGCACCAGAGCAUUCUCUUGGCCCAGGAGCUGGAGCUGGAGAAGAGGAUAGAACAUCAUCGGCAGAAACACAACCAGGAGAACCAGGCCCAAGAGGCUAACCUUGACAAGCUUCUAGACCAACUGAGACAGCAGAGCCAAGAGGAAGCCCUGAAGACGAGUAUGGAAAAGACCAAGAAUUUUCUGAAGAACAUGAAGUGCAGGUACGAGAGUUUUCACAUCCUCCUGAGCAAAGAAGUGAUGGAGUACCCGGCGUUAGUCCUGAAAGAGCUCAACGGUUACAGCUUUGCACUCAGCCGGCACUUCUUCAUCCGGGAAAUCUUUGAGCAGAACUUGGAUGGGGAAGUGAUUUUCAAAUUCAGGCAACCAGAAAUCCACGAAAGAGUCUUCAUGCAGAAAGUAAAAAAACUGAAGAAAAAACAAAUGACGAGAGUGAAAAUACACAAAGCUGAAACCAGCAUAAGUGAGGAGACAGGUUCUAAGGGGCCAGAAGAAGGCAUGGAAGAAGAAGGUGAGGAAAUAGAGCCGGUUGCAGCUGGAGAGGCCCUGAACCAGUGGAGCAAGUUCCCACAGAGUGAUGGGAUGGAAGAUCUCAAAGAAGAAUCUUUCUUAGACGCUGAAGAAAUGCGGGGCAUGAGGGAGACUUUCUCAGAGACAUCUCAGGACACAGAAAACGUGAAGGCCCCUGAAAAGGAGAGGGUAGAGGCAGAUGAAGAGGAGGAAGAAGAGGUGCAAAAGGAAGAGGAGGAGGAGAAGGAAGAGCAGCAGGAGGAAGCAAAAGAGGAGAAGGAAGAGGAAGAACAGAGGGAGGAAGAGGAAGAAGAGGAGGAAAUACAUGAGGAAGAGGAAGAUGAGGAGGAAGAGAAUGAUAAUGAUGAGACUGAAGAUGUGGAGUAUAAUCAAGAGAGCUUUUUUAUGGAUCAGGAUGAAGACAGGGAAAAGGGCCCCGAGGAGAUGUCCGGUGAGGAGAUGGAGUUCUUCACAACUGCAAGUGGAAACACUUACUUUGCCUUCCUGUCUGUGAAAGAUGAACAAAAGAUCCACAGUAGGCCCCAUUCCCACCAUGCUGUGUUCUUCAAUGACUCUUUCAGCAACAAGUACAUAGAGCAAGUGAUUCUUCCACCCGAACUAAUCUUACAUGUUAAGAAACAGAUUCGAGCUGGCUUCUUUGAACAUCUUGAGAAGUGGUUUGACCAGUGUGUCCUCAGGGCUCGAGUCACUGUGGCUGCCAAGGUUGACGAACUGGAUUCAGAACUGGAGCUCCGUCUGCACCUGCACAAGCCAAGGCUCCAGCAUGUGGAGAAGGAUAUUCACAACGUCAGAGCAGCUGAGCUCCUGCUUCACAAGGAGAGGCUGGACAGCCACUGUGCGGGUGUGGUUGAGACGCUGAGGAAGGAGAGGCUGAUGUUCUGCCAGUUCCAAGAAGAGCAAACGGCACGGAGCAAAACCUUCCGCCGCAAGAUCUACGACAUGGAGCAUAACUUCUUAAAUGCCUCCAAGAGCCAAAAGCUGGCUAAUCUCACCAAAGCCCUCCACCGGGAGCUGCUUAGCUAUGUGGAUGUCAUGCAGGUGUCCCUGCGAAGCUUCCGGCAGUACCUGGAAGAGAGUCUGGGCAAGCUCCGCUACACCAACAUUGACUUUGUGAAGCACUGCAGAUUGUUUUCAGAGGGUGGCAACUUUUCCCCUGAAGAAGUGGAAUCACAGUGCCAUCGGCUGGAGAAGGAGGCUACCCGGAUUGAGCUCGUUGAAAAUCUAAUCAUGAUCCACAUGGAAAAGAUGGAGACAGAGUACCUGGACCAGGCCAAUGACGUCAUCAACAAAUUUGAGAGUAAAUUCCACAACCUAGCCUCGGACCUUAUUUUCGUAGAGAAAAUCCAACGGCUAAUGACGAAUCUGCAGCUGAACAUCAAGUGUCAGGUGGCAAAGUCCAAUUCCCAAGCAGAGGGAUUAAAUUCUUCUCUGGAACAGCUUCAACAAAAGAUACAAACAUGUGGAGACCACCGCGGAGAUAAGGGCGAGGUGACCACAGAUGACCUCCUUGUCUUUGUCCGAUCCUGGAAAGAAAAACUGACCCAGAGGAUUAAGUACCUCAACUGCAGCCUGGACACGACGACAGCCAUUACUGAGGAGGUCUUUACGGAAACCAUCAUGACUGAUACGGAAAUGGAGAGUGACAUCCAUGCAUCUUCAGAGGGCCCUGACGAGGAAACCAAGGUGGGCCUUGUCACUCCUGAGUCCUUUGCCCAGCCAAUACGUAUGGGCAAGUCCAUGAUUGAAGACCCGGCUGUGGAUGUUAUCAAGAAGAUACUUCAAAUUCCUCAGACAAACUUGGCGAACGCGUGUGAAAAGGAUCGCUCCCAAACAGGUAGAUACGCAGACCUGUGGGUCUUAGGGAGUAGUAACAGGGAAGUUGGUGGCAGCUGUGGCCUACCAUCACCCCCUCUCCUCUGCCCUUGUCCGGGACGCUCGUCACCCAAAGGCUUGAAGAGACAUCGGUACCGGGGAGAAAGGUCUACAAAGAAGGCCUUGGGCAGCUCCAGUGGUACCUCAGCAACGAGCAUGACACGAUAUACCAAGAUGAUCAAAUUCGACAGAAAGUACCAGGUGCUCGGGGAGAAGCCUCCUUCUCAGGCUGAGGACUUUAAAGGCAUCAUCCUGACCCUCCUCUGGGAGAGCAAUGAACACAUGCUGUUUGUCGUGGAGGAUUUUUACCGCAAGGAGAAACGCGCAGUCUCCAGGCCUGAGUGCAUGUACGAGAGCUUUGACCACUGCGCUGAUCACAUUGGCAAGAGGAUCUUGGAUUAUCAGAAAAAGGCAGAGGAGUACCACAAGUCCUGCGUCCUAGAAUUACGUGCCCAGGUGAGGAGGUUUGAGGAGCUGCUGCCCCAGGUGUGUUGGCUGGUGAUGGAGAACUACAAGGAACAGCACUGGAACAAGUUUUGCUCAUCCAUGAAGGAGAUCCAGGAGCAGUUUGAGGAAAAGAAGAAGAAUCUGGAGAAGAGGAAGGAUGAAAACUCCCAGAAGCUCCAUCCACAACUUGGCCACCCCUCAUAUGCCCAUGAAAUGGAGUCGCUAUCCACCAUGGAGGAGCUAAGACAGGAAGAGCUGGACCAGGUGAUCCAGGAGAACCAGGAGAAGAUGGAGGAAUUUGCCAAGAAGUACAGCAACUUCUUCAUAAUGAGCUUGGCCUCCUUCACAGAGAAGUUCUUGAUGCAGCUGGAUGACGUGGUUACCGUUGAUGACAUCCUAGCUCCACGGAUGGAGCCCCAAAAGCAGAAAAUAUCAAUCCUUAUACGAAAGAAGCUGGCCAGGUUCUCUCUGGAGGAAGAGAGUGAGAAGCCCCUGGUUGAACGAGGGAGCAGGAAGUGGCUAGGAAUCAAGCCCAAUGAAAUCACCAUUCAAAACAAGAUACUGACUCGGAAGACACCGACGAUAACCACCUAUAAGACCACCCUGGGCCACUUGGCCACCAUAGAAGCCCGAGAUGCCGUUUACCUGAAAUACUUGGGCCUGUUUGAGAAAGAACUAAAGAAAAUCAAGGAUCACACCACGACCCUGGAGUUGGAGGCUCAGCACUGGAAGGAAAGCUGGAGGCUCUCCCUGGACACCAUCCAGUCCCUGUACUUGACCACUUCUUUUCUACACCUGAAAUAAAGCCUUUGUUUC